GAUUGUUGCCAGUCGAGUAUGCGCGUAAGCACUCCGCGCACGCGCACUCGCUACGAAAAGCUCGAAACUAUAUCGAAAUUUUUCGCAUAGUGUGAUUGGUCAAAUUUGAAUUCCGUGACAAUAGUUUUUGAUUCAAAUCGAGUGUUUUAGUUUAGGAUUAAGGAAAUAUGGCUUUGCAAGCCGUAUGGAAGCAAGUGCUAGUGCUUCUUAUUGCUGCAUCCGCUUCAUAUUCGCUCACAUUAGACGAAGAAGCGACAAACGACGUUAUUGCAGCAGCGUCCGCCUCUGAAGAUGGUCAAAUAGCUAUUUUAGUACGAGGUCCUUCGUACAUCGAUAUAGGGCGGGAGGAACUUCUUCACGCGAAAGGGGCUGACGAUAAUUCAAUUUCACUCUUUUACAAUAGUAAAAGUAAUAAAGUUUCUCUCGAAAGUCUUAAUGGAGGGCACAUUAAAUCCGUUUCAUGGAGUUUAGGUUCCAGUUCUAGAGGCAAUCUUCUCCUUUUGAUAACACAUUCGAAAGUAAAGAUUUUUGCAAACUGUAAGCCCUUGCAUUGGCAUACUAUGUCUGGCAGACAUGACAUUUUAAAAUUACUUGCCAGUCAGAAACUGAAGUUGUAUCAUGAAGAAAAUGCACCAGUCGAAGUCUUUGGUAGUGAAAAGUCAGCAUGGGAUUCUAUAGAUUGUGAUCACCAAGAAGAACUUAGACCACCAACUUUAAUGACAGUGGAUUCAGAUGUAGAAGAGGUCAAAGAUUUCAUAGCGAAAGAAGAAAGAAUUAAAAACGAAGAUAAUAUGCAAGGAGAUGACCCGAGAAACAAUUACAUUGAUCCUAAUAUUUUCGCGCCCUUACCAUUGCCGACGACACCGUCAUCGUACCGAGGAGAUAUUCCAGCAACGGAUAUAGAAUCCUGCGAUGAUGAGGUAAUUCGACAACUGAAACUACUUCGUCAAACGGUAGAACUGCUACGUCGUGAGUUAGCUGAUCAAAAAGGAAAUAUAGACAAUCUUCGAAAUCAACUUCGUGUUUGCUGUAAUCGUGUUCCGUCUCAGCCACCUGUAGAGCGAUGCAGCGGAUCUUCGUGUUAUCCUGGCGUGGAAUGUCGUAAUACGGCGAGCGGCGUGGAGUGCGGCUCGUGCCCGUCAGGAAUGGAGGGAGAUGGGAGGCGCUGCAGGCCAGUGUCUUGUGACCGGAGACCUUGUUCUCAGGUCGAAUACUGCAUUGACUCUGAGCAAGGAUUCCGGUGCGAGCGAUGCCCGGGUAGACAAAGCAGUGAUGGUCAGACAUGUCGAUCGGCUUGUAGCUCAAACCCAUGCUUCGGAGGACGUGUGCAGUGUCACGAUAUGCCAGAUGGCAGAUACAGGUGUGGUACCUGUCCCUCCGGCUUUACCGGUAAUGGAGAAGAAUGCGUCAGGCUUUCGUGUCGGGCAGACUCGUGUUUCCAAGGUGUAGAGUGUCAAGAGACAGCUGCAGGUCCACAUUGUGGGCCAUGUCCCAGUGGCUAUUUAGGCGACGGGCGACGAUGCCAGAAUAUCUGUGAUGCUAGGCGACCUUGUGGCGAGAGAAGGUGUACGCCUACUUCGAGCAGCCCUUACUACCAGUGUGAAGGGUGUCCCAAGGGUUAUGAGUGGAAUGGAUAUGCGUGCGUCGAUAUGGACGAGUGCGACUUGAUCCGGCCGUGCGACGAGUUGGUCUCGUGCAGGAACACCGACGGCGGGUUCGUUUGCGGCGCGUGCCCCGCGGGGUUCGCGGGCAGCGCGGGCUGGACCGGCGCGGGAGACGAGCGCCGCAAAGAGAGCUGCACUGACGUGGACGAAUGUGCGCAGCGAGACGUGUGUCCACGGGGUCGCCUGUGUGUUAACACUCCAGGUUCGUUUACGUGCGUACCAUGUGGCGGUCACUACUACGUGAACACCUCGCGGCCUUGCAUCGAAGUCGACGAGCUGCGCAAGCGCUGUGAUCCUGCGCGCUGCCGGCGGUAUAAUGCUGUCUGUGGGUUCGGGUUAAACUGCGUUUGUGCGACCGGCUGGGCGGGCAAUGGCACUAUUUGCGGCCCAGAUAGCGAUUUAGAUGGUUAUCCAGACCACCAACUUCCAUGUAACGAACAGCAUUGUAAAGCUGAUAAUUGCCCACAAGUUUCCAACUCUGGUCAAGAAGAUGCUGACAAGGAUGGACUCGGGGAUUCUUGUGAUCCUGACGCUGAUGACGAUGGUAUUCCUAAUAUACCGGACAACUGCCCGUUAAUUCCGAACCCGGACCAACUAGACCGAGACGAUGAUAGAAAUGACAAGCGUGGAGAUGUUUGUGAUAAUUGUCCACGACGUUUUAAUCCAGGACAGGAAGAUGCAGACAGGGACGGAUUAGGAGAUGUUUGCGAUCCCGAUAUGGAUAAUGAUGGUAUUCCAAAUGAGCGUGACAACUGCCCACGUGUUUACAAUCCACAACAGGAAGACAUGGACGGCGACUCGAUAGGAGACUUAUGCGAUAACUGUCCCCGUGUCCGAAACCCGUCUCAAGACGACUCGGAUAGAGAUAACGUUGGUGACGCUUGUGACAGCGAUGUAGAUCGAGAUCAAGAUGGUAUUCAAGAUGGAAUAGAUAAUUGUCCAAAUCUAGCAAAUAGCGAUCAACAGGACGUUGACAACGAUGGUAAGGGAGACGCUUGUGAUGAAGAUAUCGACGGUGAUGGAAUUCCUAAUUUAGAAGAUAACUGUCCUUUGGUGUACAAUCCUGACCAAGCUGAUUCGAAUGGUGAUGGAAUGGGCAAUCUUUGUGAUAAUGAUUUUGAUGGGGAUAACGUAACUAACGCGUUGGACAACUGUCCUAAUAAUUCAAGAAUAUACCGCACUGAUUUUAGAAAUUACAUGACAGUACGACUAGAUCCUGAAGGAACGUCACAGCAAGAUCCUAACUGGGAGAUAGCCAAUGAAGGUGCUGAAAUUUUGCAAACUCUCAAUUCAGACCCUGGGCUUGCUGUAGGUUUCGAGAGUUUUGGAGGCGUUGACUUCGAAGGAACUUUAUUCGUGGAUACUCAAAUUGAUGAUGAUUACGUUGGAUUUAUAUUCGGGUAUCAAAACAAUAAACGGUUCUAUGUUGUGAUGUGGAAGAAAAAUACCCAGACGUAUUGGCAGACAACGCCUUUCAGAGCAGUGGCUGAACCGGGGAUUCAACUAAAGCUGGUCAAUUCCAAGACUGGACCAGGAAAGACAUUACGGAACUCACUCUGGAAUACUGAAUCAACUCCUGAUCAGGUAACAUUACUUUGGAAAGAUCCCCGAAAUGUUGGCUGGCGUGAACGAACCGCUUAUCGCUGGAGACUGCUCCAUCGCCCUAAGAUCGGUCUCAUCCGUCUCAAGAUCUAUGAGAACAACCGUCUGGUGGCUGACUCCGGUAACGUGUACGACUUCACUCUGAAGGGCGGUCGUCUUGGCGUCUUCUGUUUCUCACAAGAAAUGAUCAUUUGGUCCAAUCUCGUGUACAGAUGUAACGAUAAAAUUCCAACGAACAUCGUUUCCGAGCUUCCACCGAGGCUACUCAAAAAACUGGACGUAGACCACGAUUUCGUUUAUUUGUAAUGACAAAAUGUAUUAUAUAAAUAUUGGCACAAGAGAUUAAAUUAUAUAAUUUAAUAUAUCAAUCACUAAUUGUUAAUGCAUUGUAUUUAAAACAAUGGUUUUGGUAAUAUAAACAAACUCUAUAAUAA
Vanessa tameamea is the source of this 3700-nucleotide messenger RNA. RefSeq names its product cartilage oligomeric matrix protein (gene Tsp). Gene Ontology annotation, cellular component: extracellular region. Gene Ontology annotation, molecular function: calcium ion binding. Lineage: Eukaryota; Metazoa; Arthropoda; Insecta; Lepidoptera; Nymphalidae. The record is from RefSeq and is a predicted model, not a curated record. The coding region runs from base 168 to 3572 and encodes 1134 amino acids. Gene Ontology annotation, biological process: cell adhesion. The transcript is spliced from 21 exons.